UACAGACAGAGUAGAGGGUCGUCUUGUUGUUGAAUCGUGUUGGAUGUCACCACAAAAAUAUUAAUAUUAAUGGCGAAUAUCCUUUUCCUAAGCCUAGCAAUCUUCAUUGCAGCUUUAACAUUCGUCGCAAUUUAUUUCUCGGCUCUAACGUUUCAUUCCGAUUUAGUCGAUGAGGCAAACUUCGUUAAGACAAUGUAUUUCAAUUGGGGCUCUCAGCAUUCAUCUUUUCUCGACUCCGGCGACGAUGCUACCUUAGUACUCGACCAGACUUCCGGUUCUGGAAUUAAAUCGAAGACGUCGUUUUUAUUUGGAAGUUUCGAAAUGCUGAUCAAGCUUGUACCCGGAAACUCUGCUGGCACCGUCACUGCUUAUUAUUUGUCUUCAAAUGGGGAGAAGCAUGAUGAAAUAGAUUUUGAAUUUCUGGGAAAUAAAUCAGGGCAGCCAUAUAUUAUACAUACAAAUAUAUAUACAGACGGCGGAGGAGGACGAGAGCAGCAGUUCUACCCGUGGUUCGACCCGUCGGAAGAUUACCAUAACUACACCAUCCAUUGGAAUCCAUCUCAAGUUGUGUGGUAUGUAGACAGUAUUCCAAUCAGAGUAUACAGAAACUACCAAGGAGAAGGAAUCCCAUACCCAAACCAGAAGCCAAUGAGGGUUUACUCCAGCCUAUGGAAUGCUGACAGCUGGGCAACAAGGGGUGGCCUGGAUAAAAUUGAUUGGACGCAAUCGCCCUUCGUCGCUAAACUACGUCGUUUUAGAUCACGGGCUUGUGCGUAUACCGGGCCCACCGAUACAGCCCAAUGUGGUGCGCCUACACCCGAAAACUGGUGGAGCUCCGCCAUGUAUAGUUAUCUUAACGUUGAUCAACGGCGGCAGAUGAAUUGGGCGAGGAGUAAUUAUUUGAUCUACGAUUAUUGCAAGAAUAUCAAACAGUUCAAUGGGUUUUUACCUGGUGAAUGUUUAAAAGUACAAUAUUAGAUUAAUACAUUGGACAUAAGAAUUGGAUAUUCUUUAAUUUCAUUUAUUCUUUUGAGAAAUUUAACAAGAUAUGUUAAGUUCAA
Erythranthe guttata (spotted monkey flower) is the source of this 1061-nucleotide messenger RNA. RefSeq names its product xyloglucan endotransglucosylase/hydrolase 26 (gene XTH26). NCBI's taxonomy places the organism in Eukaryota, Viridiplantae, Streptophyta, Magnoliopsida, Lamiales, Phrymaceae. Gene Ontology annotation, molecular function: xyloglucan:xyloglucosyl transferase activity; hydrolase activity, hydrolyzing O-glycosyl compounds. The record is from RefSeq and is a predicted model, not a curated record. Gene Ontology annotation, cellular component: apoplast; cell wall. Gene Ontology annotation, biological process: cell wall biogenesis; xyloglucan metabolic process.